AUGAAGAGACUUGCUGCAAUCUUCCUUUGCCUGGGAGUCUUUUGGGCUCAGACUUCUGCAUUGGACACCUUUACCCUGCGAGAUCCUGUCAGCAACUAUGUCACUGGGACCAUGACCAUCCACAGCGAGGAGCACAUCGUCGAUGUCCACGUCCGCUCUGGCGUGUACUCCUCUGACACCAUUUUUGACUACAGACAUGGGUAUAUUGCAACCAGGUUAUUUUCACGCAAUGCCUGCUUUAUCAUGAAAAUAAAGAAGGAAUUAAUCCCAGAGCUGCGGGAGAUCGGACGCCUGGCCUUUGAGAGAGAGACCAUGAAGGAUGUAUACUCUCCAAAUAAUGUGUGGGUCCAGUUCCAAGCUGGCAGUUCCAGGCUGGGGCAUUUUAAAGACUGGAUCCUCUAUGGGAAGCACAUUGAAAAUCUCUGCACAGGGCUGCCUCUCUACCAGCUGGUGGCCACUGAACCACCAGCAGAUGGUGAUGGCUGUGCCAGUGCCGGGAUUCCAAGCAUUUUGGGCCUUCACAUCUGUGAAGAACUCAUUGCAACUGGAUCUUGACAUUUCUAUUGCAAGGAAAUGCCUUUUUGCAUGUUUUAGUGAUGGUAGCUAUGUUCUCCAGCUGGAACAGAACUCGGGUACAAGGCUCAGCCUGCCUAUCCAAAGCUUUGAUGCAGAAAAAGCCUAUGACAUACAAAUAAAUAUAGUGCUUUAAUAAAUAAAUAGCAUGCUUUGUCUGUUUCUUCUACCCAAAAUCAGAACACAGUGACAGUGGGCCUUGUGGGUCGCCCUGCAGAAAAAACAAAUUUCCCUUUGGUCCAUUCCUGUGCUGGGGCUGCAGUGUGGCCCAGACAUUGGUUUGUGCUUCAUAAAGAGAAGAAGCAGAAAGAGAAUAGAUUUUUCCAGUGGAGAACUUCACUUUGGCAUCAGCAUGCUCACCUUAUGUGAGAUGUCUGGGGGAGGGAGCAAACAGGUGAAUGAAGAUAAAGGGAGGGAACUGAUCCACGUUACCCACAUUUGCAAAUUCUGAAUUCUGCAGGGCCAGUGGAAAUUUGCAGCAGUUUGAAUGAGUGCAGUGGGUCUGAGAGUUUUUUAUUCUGGGCAUUUUCCAAGCCUGGGUAGAAGACACUGUCCCAGCCCUAAAAAAAUUGUGGAAUAAAGCAAAGAGCUGUGACCACUUGUUGAGUGUCCCACAUGCCUUGGAGAGGCUUUUGUGUGAGGAGCUGAUGGAAAUGCAGGAUGGGGCAAUGCUGGGGCCACCUGCCUGCUGUGGCAGAUCCCAGGGAAUGGCUGAACUCACACAUACUUCCCUCCAGGGCUUGGAAGGGGUGUGUGUUUUGGGCAUGGACACUGAAUAGUUACUGUUUAUUGGAGCCUUGAGUGGCUGCUAGAGGGAAAGAUUUGGAGCAAAAUGGCCCUAGGUGUGCAGUUCAUUAUUUUCAAAUAACAAACCAGGCUCCUGGUCAAACCAUCUACUAUUUAAUGAAGAGCAUUUCAUCACAAGGUGAAGCUGUUCCUU
This is a messenger RNA of Prinia subflava (tawny-flanked prinia), 1513 nucleotides long. RefSeq names its product gastrokine-2-like. The record is from RefSeq and is a predicted model, not a curated record. Gene Ontology annotation, biological process: regulation of cell population proliferation. The transcript is spliced from 6 exons. Lineage: Eukaryota; Metazoa; Chordata; Aves; Passeriformes; Cisticolidae. The coding region runs from base 1 to 555 and encodes 184 amino acids.